This is a messenger RNA of Hippocampus comes (tiger tail seahorse), 1113 nucleotides long. It is a transcript of the gene pax9, whose product is annotated as paired box 9. Gene Ontology annotation, molecular function: RNA polymerase II cis-regulatory region sequence-specific DNA binding; DNA-binding transcription factor activity, RNA polymerase II-specific. The transcript has 4 exons. Gene Ontology annotation, biological process: regulation of transcription by RNA polymerase II; anatomical structure development. The coding region runs from base 52 to 1113 and encodes 353 amino acids. The record is from RefSeq and is a predicted model, not a curated record. Lineage: Eukaryota; Metazoa; Chordata; Actinopteri; Syngnathiformes; Syngnathidae.
CGGAGGAAGCGUACGCGCGUCCUGCCUCCGAACUGUGAGGAGCUGAAGGAAAUGUCCAAAAAAGCCGCUCGGGAGUUUCGCGUCUUCAUUCGCCAAACGCAUCCGAGCUUCGCGAUCCGCCUCGCCCGUCUCGUCAAGGCUCCGCUGCCGGUGCUCGCUGCCGGGCCGGAGAGCAGCCGGGUGGUCGCUGCUUGCAGGUGGGGUGGAGGGGGCGGGGGGGGAGGACGACGUGGAGGAGGAGGAGGAGUUUUUUCGGUUGUUUUGGACACGCUGGACGCGGUGCGGGAGCAGAAGCAGCAACAGCAGCAAGCGGACGCCGCCGUGUUCCUGCUUCGCGGCUUGAACGCCAUGGAACCGGCCUUCGGCGAGGUCAACCAGCUGGGCGGCGUGUUCGUCAACGGCCGGCCGCUGCCCAACGCCAUCCGGCUGCGCAUCGUGGAGCUGGCGCAGCUGGGCAUCCGCCCGUGCGACAUCAGCCGCCAGCUGCGCGUCUCGCACGGCUGCGUCAGCAAGAUCCUGGCGCGCUACAACGAGACCGGCUCCAUCCUGCCCGGCGCCAUCGGCGGCAGCAAGCCGCGCGUCACCACGCCCACCGUGGUCAAGCACAUACGGACGUACAAGCAGCGCGACCCGGGCAUUUUCGCCUGGGAGAUCCGCGACCGGCUGCUCGCCGACGGCGUGUGCGACAAGUUCAACCUGCCCUCCGUCAGCUCCAUCAGCCGCAUCCUGCGCAACAAGAUCGGCAACCUGGCUCAGCAGGGCCCCUACGAGGCGGCCAAGCAGCCGCCGCAGGCCCACGCGCACCCUCACGCGCACCCGCCGCAGCCCGCCGCCCUGCCCUACAACCACUUGUACUCCUACCCCGGCUCCAAGGUGGCCACGCCGCCGGGCAUGCCCGCGCUCCCCGGACACAUGGCCAUGCACCGGAUAUGGCCCUCGUCGCACUCGGUCACGGACAUUCUGGGGAUCCGAUCCAUUACCGAGCAGCAAAACGCCGAGUGGCUUGCGCACAGCGAGCAGCUGUGCCACAGCACCCAGCAUCCCGGCCUCCCGACGGCCCACCACCCGAGCGUCAGCCUCCACGGGGUACAGCGGCACCACAUAGUUGACUGA